This is a messenger RNA of Dicrocoelium dendriticum, 204 nucleotides long. The record is from the annotation of a GenBank genome assembly. NCBI's taxonomy places the organism in Eukaryota, Metazoa, Platyhelminthes, Trematoda, Plagiorchiida, Dicrocoeliidae.
AUGCUUGAGAUGUUUCCCAAUUCUAUUGUGGAAUGGUGCGACUGGUUUCAAUUACGCCCGCCUGCAAUUCCUUGCACGGCAGCGAAGCAUAAGUAUGAAGUACUCUUGUACCGUUGUCCGUGGCAAUUAUUUUCGCAACUUUGGGUGGAGCGAUCACGCGUACAGUCCUCUUCCGCCCGAUCAACAAGAUGGCCAGCAAUUUGA